This is a messenger RNA of Ictalurus punctatus (channel catfish), 2784 nucleotides long. RefSeq names its product hspb associated protein 1 (gene hspbap1). The transcript has 8 exons. Bases 465 to 1856 code for a protein of 463 amino acids. Gene Ontology annotation, molecular function: 2-oxoglutarate-dependent dioxygenase activity. The record is from RefSeq and is a predicted model, not a curated record. Lineage: Eukaryota; Metazoa; Chordata; Actinopteri; Siluriformes; Ictaluridae.
UUGUUUACAAGGCCAAAUCAGAACAGAGAGUACUUUUCGGCUUUUCUGGGAAGCUGAGUGAAUGUCUUCAUGUUUAGCUGCUAGCUAUAUUGUGAGGCUGUGUCUUUAUGUUUGGAGUUCAUGUAAAGCUCAUGUAGAGAGAAAAAUAAAUCCGGUAGCGACGAGCUAGUGUUUGUGUCGUUAAAAUAGUUUGCAGCUCGAAGCUGUUUUCCGGCUGACCAUAAUUAUUCUGUCUCACCACAUAUUCUUCUUCAUAUGCAUAUGCAUAUGUAAUGGAAGGACACAGCUGGCUAUUCUCUACAUGCACUUUACGCUCACAUAUGGGAAUUAGUUGUUAGAUCAUUUAAACUCAGUUUAUAAUCCGUGAACAAGGGUCUUCUAGGAUAAAUGAGGAAUAAAACGCGACGGGGCGUGCUGUUACAGGAAUAUAAGCAACGACAAAGCAGCCAGAUGUGAAGCCACGAAUGACCUCUGCAGAUAUGGCCACUAAACCGUUCAGGCCUGAGGAAGCACGUAGGAUCAUGCAGUUUCUGCACAGGCCAGCGGUUUUCCUCAACAUGACUGAUAACUGGCCAGGACGGGACUGGACUCUGGAACAUCUGGCACUUUGUCUAGAGGAGAAGCCCGUACGCUUUCGUAUUGGGAAGCGGUGUGAGCAGAAGGCUCCGCUCUUUGAAACAGAGUGCUCAUAUGUCGAAGCAACUCUCACAGAGUUUCUGUGUUGGAUGAGGGGGAGUGACGCUGCAUCUGUAGGCCCAUUUGCUGACUAUCCUCUAUCAGAGUACUGGGCUUAUGCAGACUACAAGUAUAUUUCCCUUCUUUUUCAGGACAAGGACACCAUGUUUAAGGAUGUAGUGUGGUCUGACUUUGGCUAUCCAGGCCAUGAUGGGAGAGAGAGUACUCUUUGGGUUGGUACAAAUGGUGCUAACACUCCAUGUCACCUGGACUCCUACGGAUGCAAUCUUGUCUUCCAGAUUCAAGGCAGAAAACGCUGGCAUCUCUUUCCUCCUGAUGAUGCAGAAUGUAUGUACCCAACACGUAUACCAUAUGAGGAGUCCAGUGUGUUCAGCCAGGUCAACGUGAAACGUCCUGACAUGCGCCGAUUCCCUGCUUUCCGAAGAGCCCGAUCCUACUUCGUCACUCUGGAGCCGGGUCAGGUUCUUUUUGUCCCAAGACACUGGUGGCACUAUGUGGAAUCAGUAGACCCAGUAACUGUCAGUGUCAACUCUUGGAUUGAGAUGGAGGUGGAUGAUGAAGCUCGAAUAGGAGAAGCUCUGACCAAGACCAUCAUCUGUGCAAUAAAGACUAAACCAAGUGUGGAUAACAAAGACAACUGGCUCAAUCCUACGGAGGAUGGGAUCGCUACACAUGAUGAGAACAUGCAGUACUUGAAUCUAGCAGUGAAGGCUUACAUGAAUAAAAAGAGCUUGCAUUCUGAAGACUUGGGCAGAUGUGCAGAAAAACCCAGUCCCUCAGCUUUGAAGCGGGACUCCAGUGGUCAGUUGAAGACCCCUGUCACUGAGCCUGUGACCUCAUUUUCAUUGCCAUUCGGACCUCACCUCAUUCCUGUUACUUGUCAUGCAGACAUGUCUGAGGAACCCAUAGUGACAAACCCCAAAGAUGCUCUCAUUUCAAAAGACAAUACCCUCUUUUACAUGCGAAAAAGAACAAAGCCCCUGCAUACAGAACCACAUGGGAAAGAAGAGGCAAUCAGUGUAUCAGAAGAGGAAGAUGGAAAUGGUGGUGCAAUGUGUAGCCAAAUAUCCACCAAUGAUGUGCUGGACUGCCUGCUACAUCCUGAUGUCAUCGCCCUUGUUACAAAGUUAAUGAUAGACAGACAGAAAGAGCUUGACUGAACAAGUCAGAAAGCAAUUUUUACACUGUAUUAACUUUGCACAUGAAAUAUUGUGGUUAAUAAAGACUUAAUGGCUAAUAAUAAUUAGUGAUAAUAAUUUGAAAGAAAAAGGAACAUGGUUUCUGUCACAUUAUUAGUGAUGCACUGAUUCUACAUAUAUUUAUGUAAGCGUCAAAGAAUUGUUGAGACAAUGCUGUUUUACUUGUGAUAUAAAAUGCUAGUGUGUCAUACCAUACAUCUCACAGAGAUAAAGCUAUAACAUACUGUUCUCUGCUGGGAACAGUGUCCUUGGGCAGUGGAAAGACAAUAUAUAAAGUAUAACUUAUCCCAUAGAUGAAAUUGGAUGAAAAAUAAAGCCUUAAAUCCAAGCACCAAUCUGAAAAUUUAUUUUAUUUACUCAGUUUAUAUCACAAAAAUAAAUGGAGUCUAAACAUUGAUGUUUAUAUUAGUCUUUGCAAAUUAGUUGUCAGCUGAUUUGGUGUCGACAGAUAUACACCAGGUUGCCAGCUACAUCUAUUAUUGCUUUAUUUUAAGUACGUGCUUCUCACAGUCAUGAUCCACAAAUCUCUCAAUGGGUGGAGCAUCUGUUCAUACAGAAUAGUAAACGGUCUGCACUUAUAUAGAGCUUUUUAACCUUAGCUGUUCUACAAAGCGCUUUACACUGUUUCUCACUCACCCAUUCUCUCUCUCUCUCUCACACACACACACACACACCAUGCAAGGUGCUAGCCUGCCAUCGGGGGCAACUUGGGGGUUCAGUGUUUUGCCCAAGAACACUUCGGCAUGUGGGCUGGGAAUCAAACCACCAACCCUACAUACUAGAGGACGCACGCACACAUACACACACUUCAGUUAGCCAAUCCACAAUCAAAACUAGGCAGACAGUAGCCCGAACUCAGGAGCAAAUCCUGGACCCUGGAGCUGUGAGG